Molecule: messenger RNA, 7080 nt
Organism: Neltuma alba
Lineage: Eukaryota; Viridiplantae; Streptophyta; Magnoliopsida; Fabales; Fabaceae
Exons: 13
Coding region: 218-6766 (2182 amino acids)
Molecular function (GO): ADP binding
Source: RefSeq, a predicted model, not a curated record
GAAUUCCUUCCAUUUUUUAUUCAUUAAUCACUCUGUUCUUCCUCGAAUCAAAAGACAAAGGGCAAAAGGCAAAGUUUCUGAUACUACCUAAAUCUCUUUCCUGAGAUCAACAGGACUUGUGUAUUUUUCUGUCUGCUGUAGUUUCAAUACCCAGAAAACAGAGGAAGCUAUGUGGUUGAAGGCAUAUUCUUGCAGUGUUUGAAUAUAUGAAAAAAAGAUGUCAACCUUCCCUGUUAACGUUGAUGUUCCAUGCAACAUUCUCCAAUGUUUGUUGGAUCUACUGAAAAGUGAAGCUCACCACUUAUGCUGUUUUAACAAUCAUGUUAAAAACUUUGAGAAGAAAAAGAAAAUACUAGCUGCAAAACAACAGGAUGUAAAGAUUAAUAUUGAAAAUGCUAGUGGUGUUUCAAGAGUUAAGAAUGAAGCGCAGCAAUGGGCACAGGAAGCUGAUAAUCUCAUUGAGGUUGACCCAAAAACAAAGAAGAAAUGGUUUUUUGGCUUGUUUCCUAAUUGCUGCUGGCAGUAUCAGAGGGGGAAGGAGUUAGCAGAGAAGACUUUGGAAAUUGAAGAACUACUGGGAAGAUGUAGUUUCAACAUAGUGGCAGGUCCAGCUGAUCUUUCAAGUAUAAAGUACCAUUCUUCAUCAAUCUUCAUUCAUUUUGAGAGUAGAAAGUUGAAAUUCCAAGAUCUGUUAGAGGCAUUAGAAGAUGGAAAUUGCAAUUUUAUUGGAUUGCAAGGCAUGGGGGGUACAGGCAAAACCUCAAUGGCAAUAGAAGUGGGUAUUAAACUGGAAGAAUCCAAAUUUCACAGUGUCAUCCUUGUUGCUAUGUCUAAUCCUCCAGAUUUCAGAAAGAUCCGAGGUGAAAUUGCAAGGCAUUUGAAUUUGACGCUAGAGGAGGGAAAGGAAGAAGAACACUCAAAAACAAUAUGGUCUAGAAUUACUAAUAAGAAAGAAAAGCUUCUUAUAAUACUAGAUGAUGUAUGGGAAGAGCUUGAUCUUAUAAAAGACAUAGGAAUCCCAUCUAGCCACCAACACAAGGGUUGUGUUGUGCUUAUAAUCACUCGUAAUUUACAUGUUUGUGAAGCAAUGGGAUGCCAAAUGGUGAUUCAACUAGAGAUGUUGACUGAUAAGGAAGCAUUGAGUCUUUUUCUAAGGCAUGCUAAUACUUCCUCAAGUCGUUUGAAGGGUAUGUCACAGAACAUUGUGAAGCAUUGUGGAGGUUUACCAGUUGCAGUUGUAGCAGUAGCAAGAGCAUUAAGAAGUCGGCCCUUAGCAGUUUGGAGGGAAGCUUUGAAAACCUUGCAAAAUUCUAAGUCAAUGAUUGAUGUUGAUGAAAAUUUAGCAAAGAUUUAUAAAUGUUUAAAGUUAAGCUAUGAUAACCUAAAGAAUGAAAAAAGCAAAGAACUCUUCUUCAUAUGUUCUUUGUUUCCAAAAGAUUUUGGCAUUUCUGUAGAACUUUUAAGCAGAAUCGGUAUGGGAGUGGGGCUUUUUGGGGAAGUUGAGAAAUACUGCACAACAAGAAGCAAAGUGCUUGCAACUAUACAAGAACUUUUGGAUUCUUGUUUAUUAUUAAAUGCUGAAGAAGGAUUGUUAACGAUGCAUGAUUUAAUUCGUGAGGUGGCCUUGUGGAUGGCUAACAAGGACAUUCAGGCAAUCACGGAUUUGAGAACAGCUAUAAAAACAAACUUGCGAUAUUUGUUUUGGAGCUCUGAUUACUUACCCAGUCAAUUUGAUGGUACAAAUCUAGAGAUUCUUCUAAUAAAUCUAGAUGGUUUGGAGGAUUUGAAGGUCCCACAUGCAUUCUUUGCAGAGAUGACGAGGCUCAAGGUAUUGCAUUUAAAAUGCACUUAUGUUCACUCACAAAUUUUAGAUUCGUCAUUCUUAUGCUCACUUCAAUCGUUGAAGUGUAUCCAAACUCUUUGUUUGAUGAAUUUGAAAUUAGGCAAUAUCUCUAUGUUUGGAAACUUACCAAGUCUUGUGUCUGUUGAGUUGAAUCAUUGUUCAAUCAUUGAAUUACCAGAAGAAAUUUUGAGAUUAAAAAAGUUGAGAUUGUUGGAGAUGAGAGAAUGUAAAGUGAAGAUGAACAACCCUUUUGAAGUGAUAGAAAGGUGCUCCCAGCUAGAAGAGUUGUAUUUUGUUGGUAAUGGGAAUUGCAUAAAUGAAAGCAUGGUUCCUCAAAAUUUGUCUCCUCCUACAUUGCAAAGAUAUCAAAUAUCGUUUCUUGAACUUCUAGAUGAAUAUGAAAAGUAUGGUUUGAUAUCAAGGUACUUCUUUCCACAUGAUUUAAGACAUGCAAUCUCAGAGGCAACAUUUAAGAAACUUGUGGGAACUGCUGAGUUUCUCGUAUUAGGAGGGUAUGAAGGAACAAGUUGGAGGAAUCUUGUCCCUGAUGUUGUUCCUUUGGAAGAUAGAGGCAUGAAUGAUUUAAUUAUCCUUCAUAUGUAUUCUUGGUCUGACAUACAAUGCCUGAUUGAUACUAGGAAUCAUUAUUUUGAUGUGAUUGCAUUCUCCAAGUUGAUUGAACUGCACCUUUUUGAAAUGGAUAUUGAAGAUUUAUGCUGUGGUUCUCUUCCGUCUGGCUUUCUUGAGCAACUGGAGAUCAUGGAGUUAAAAACAUGUCCAAAAUUGCACAACAUAUUAUUUAACGGCAAGUUAAAUCUAUGUCACCUUAAGGCAAUAGAAUUGAGAGACUGUACAGCAUUGACAUCAAUUUUCCAACCAUCUACUGCUCAAAGUUUAGUGCUAUUGGAAGAAUUAACAAUUAGUGACUGUCAUGCACUGGAACACAUAGUUUUAUAUGAUUCAGGAGAUGACAUAGUUGGUGGUUGUGAUCAAAAGAGUAUAGAAUCGUUCCCAAAAUUAAAAACUCUUACAAUUGCGAGAUGUGACAAUUUAGAAAUGAUAUUACCAGUUCUUUUUGCUGGAGGUAAUCCACCUUUGGAAGUUAUAAGUGUGAGUGAUUGUGAGAAAUUGAAAUACAUGUUUGGCCAGUAUAGGGAGGAGGAAAAUGUGUUGUUUCAAAAUGAACAGGCAACAAUGCUCCCCUUUCUGUUAGAAAUGAAACUCUGUAAAGUACCAAGUUUGGUUGGCAUUUGCCAAGAAUAUUGCAAACAGUCUUCACUUGUGCAAGUGCCAUCAUCUUUAGUUCUAACAGAUAGUUCAAAGGAGAAACUUCCUAAUCCUGAUACAUGUGCUGUCUCUUGGGUUCGUAUAUGUUGUUUUCCACAUGAAUCCCGGACUGCCACAAAUAAAGAGACUGAGGCCAGUGCUACUAAAUCUAAGAAGAAAUUGCUUGACCUCUCAGUCCCCCUGGGGUUACAUGAUACAGCUCAAUCCAUUGUGACACAACUAUUCCACUUUCGCAAUAUCAAGAAGAUGAAUCUUGCAAACUUUGCAAAUUUAUUAUCAUUGUGCUCCUUAUCCAUUGCUUCAAUGGUAUUGUGGGAAGAAUUGACAAUUGAAAAGUGGGAUGAUUUAAAGCACAUGAUCACAAAUGAGGCAGAUAAUCAUGAUGAUCUUAUAAACUAUAGAUCUGUUUUCCCGAAAUUAGAGAAGCUAGAAAUUUGGGACUGCAAGGAGUUAGAAUUUUUAUUCCCAUCCACGUUAUUUGGUGGACUCAAAAAUUUAAAAUCCUUGACUGUCAAGAAUGCCCCAGAGCUAAAAUUUGUUUUUGGGAGAUACUCUCAUGAGGAUGAUUUAUUAAAUCAGAAACAGAAUGGUGUGCUUGAAGUUGUUUUCCCGGCUUUGGAAGUCCUUUGCCUGGGAGAUGUACCAAAGAUUAUCAGCAUUUGUGCCAUGAAUUAUUACAUGACCUGGCCAUCGCUACAGAUUGUUGUUUUGGAGAACUGCAACAUCAAAUCUUUUACUGGUUUGAUGGUUUGUUCGGAUGAAGGACAACUGAGGUGGAAUACUACAAAGGAAUUGCAUGAAUCAAGAGGUGAGAUUCUUCCUCUCCAUGCAGAUCAAAAUCCUCAGCUUCAACCAUUGAACAAUAUUAGAACAAUGAAACUUGUGAACUGUUCAAACUUAGUGUCAUUAUUCGCUCUAUCCUUUGCAUCUCAUAUUUUUUUGGAAAUUCUGAUAAUUGAAGAAUGUCAUGAAUUGAGGUGCAUAGUAGCAGACGGGGAUGAUGUUCAAGCUCUCAUGAACUGCAGAUCUAUAUUCUCUAAGUUGAAAGAGUUACAUGUUCUGAGAUGCAAUGCAGUGGAAUAUCUAUUUCCAGCAUUUGUGUUUAGAUCUCCCUCACAUUUGAAAUAUGUGACCAUCUCUGACGCUCCUAAGUUGAAAUAUGUGUUUGGAACAAACCAUCAUGAUGAUACUUCAUGUCAUGAGAAUCAAAAUAUUGAGACUUACAUUGAUUUCCCAGCUCUAGAAAGCUUAUGCCUUGAAGUUGUACCAAAUCUUGUCAGCAUUUUCCCCAAAAACUACUAUAUAAGGGGGCUGUCUCUAAAGUCCAUUGUUCUGGAUAUAUCUCCUAAGUUUGUUAUUAAAUCUUUUACUGAUUUCAUGAUUGGUUGGCAUGCAAAUCAACAUGAUUUCACAACCACAAAGGUCAUGGAGAAGCGCUUUCAAACUUUGACAGAUCUUUCAGUACAUGACUCCAAAAUAGAAGAUAUUUUUAAUUUGACACAUUUGAAGGUUGAGAAAAAUCAAGGAGGACUUGUAUUGGAGACAUCAAGCUUAGAAUACCUGACGUUGCAAAAUUUGAGUGAGUUAAGGAAAAUAUGUGACGGCCCAAAGUACACUCUGAGCCUCAAAAAUCUCAAGAAAAUAAAAAUCAUAGCAUGCAAAAGUCUUAAAACUGUCUUCUCUGUCUCUAUAUUGAGAAGCUUACCAGAGUUGUGGAAGCUGGAGAUAAUGGACUGUGAAGAAUUAGUUAACAUCGUCGAUGAGGAUGAUGAGGAAAAUGCUGGUGAUCAUUUGUCUCAUGAUCCAUGCUUUCCAAAGUUAUAUGAACUUCAUGUUAAGUCUUGUAACAGGUUAAAAUACCUGUUCUCUAUCUCAGUCUCUGGGUUCCUUCCCAACCUAAUGUUUUUGAGUAUAAAGGAAGCCUCCAAGCUUGAACAUGUACUGAUAAGACAAGGUGAAACGAAAGAGAUGGUGAUGAAGGAUUUACUUCCAGAGCUAUGUAGUCUGCACUUUGAGGAACUUCCUAGUCUUGUUGGUAUCUGCCAUGGGAUUGAUUUCCAAGCUGCUCGCACAUGUUCUGAAGUGUAUAACUGUCCCAAUUUUUCUUUCUAUGAAAUUAGUCCUGCUCAUCUUCAAGCAGGCCUUGAAAAUCUAGAUUCUAAAGUUCAGGCAUCAGAAGGCAAGAUUUUUCCUUUACGUAUAAAUGCCCAUCAAUUUGGUAAGAGAGGAGCCGAAGGGAGACAAGACUUGGAAACACAAGAAUCUUCAAUUGGUUCACCAAGGGGUAUAAAUGAGGAGAUAAAAGAAAUUGAUGAAGAGAAUCUUAUUUCAGAGAUGCCACCAACAGAGUCUUCAUCAUAUGAUUCAGAGUCUAUAGGACAACUUACUAAUAACGUAGGUUAUUCAAGGGUUCUAGAGGGUUGUAGAUCGGGAAGAGCUAUAUCAACAAAUCAAUUGACUUAUUCGGAAUCAAGCAAUGCAAUAUCAACAAGGGCAGAUCUUAUUCUUUCUCCUCAGAUAUCUCCAAAGAAGGCACUGGUUCCUAUGAGUUCAAUUCUCAUUGCUCUUCCCACGGAAAGUAGGACUUCUACAGUUACCGAAAUUUUUGAGAAGGAAGAUGAGGAGGAAGGUGGCUUGAUAACUACCCGCCAUCGCCAAAAUGACACAACGGAGGUGAUUUCUCCCAUAGCAGAGGGUCCACAAAUCACUUAUGGAGGGGCUCCUUUAUCUCUCAUCCAUGCUCUUUCGCCUGAGACUUCUGUUCAGGGUGACCAUUCUGUGCCAUCAAUAGAGAUGGUUGUGAGUGCGCAAACUUCUGAACAGAUUUCACCUUUGAGUCUUGUGCUAUCAAAAUUUUCAGGAAGUCUUGAGCAGACUCUUCCACUUGCUCCUUUCGAGCCUAUCUAUGGUUGCACCAUUAAACAUGAUGUGACAAAGUCAGAUGUUCAAGUUUCACCAACACAGUUGCCUUCAUCUUCAUCCCUUUCUGCCUCUGAAAAAAUGACUCCUCCUUUCUCCGUGACUGCUUAUGCUUUAACUGUUCCUGGGGUGCAAGAGAUAGUUGAGAUGAUGAAUUUAGAGGCUGUUGAGUCUUUCAUGCUUGCAAAGGCAUUUGAGAGUCAUCCACCACUACGUCUUUCUCUGGAGAAUCGAAGCCCUCGAAUGUUAUGCUUCUCCUAUAGGGUAUUGUUGGAUAUCUUGAACAUUUUGACUACUAGGACUCCUUUAUCGAUCACUGAUGCAGACAAGAGGUCAUUGGCAGAAAACUUGAAGGAUGCUUCUAUCCUUGGUUUUGACAACAAUUGGCUAGAGUCCAUCAAGACUAAGGUAUUUGGUUGUGAUAUAUCUGGAGCUUAUCAUGCCCUGGAGGUUCUAAAAGGAUUGGACAAUGAACUCAAUACCAUUGAGGAAGAGCUUGCAACUAUCUGUGAAGAGGAGGAAGAGGCUGCUUUGGCAGUGCAGGUGGCUCAAAAGGAGUUAGAGGCAGCCCAGUUCCAUUUUGACUCGGUGCAGCUCGAGCAUGCUAAUAUUAAGGCACAUCAUAAUCAGCUCUUGGAGGCACGACUACGCAUUUUGGUCCAACAAGAAGAAUGUUGGGAAACAUUUGCCGCCAAAGAUAGGCAUUUUGGUUUAUAAUUAAGAUGUCAUAAUGUGCUUGCUUUGUGGGUGUCUGUGUGUAUUUUACCUUCUGUGACCACGAAUCACACUGCUAUAAGAUUUGUGCUACGUAUGGUUGUAUUGCCUAAGAGGCACUUGUCUUUGUUCACCUACAAGUUUAUAAAUUGUAUUGGGCAUGAUUUUGAUAGGGUUUUGAUAUUUGAUGGUGUGUGUCAUUUGUAAUUUACAAACGACGGGGCAUUUCGUUUACCCAAAAUAUUUAAUUGUUGUGUAAUCUGAUGACUUUGAUAGCUAAUUUUCACUUAGAUGAACAAGGAGAAGGUUAACACGUA